Molecule: messenger RNA, 777 nt
Organism: Anopheles bellator
Lineage: Eukaryota; Metazoa; Arthropoda; Insecta; Diptera; Culicidae
Product: pancreatic lipase-related protein 2-like
Exons: 3
Coding region: 1-777 (258 amino acids)
Biological process (GO): lipid metabolic process
Molecular function (GO): lipase activity
Source: RefSeq, a predicted model, not a curated record
AUGGGAUGUUCUGUGCAGGAGGUCAAUUUAGAAGACAUCCAACAGCUUUCAACCAUCAAUCCACGCAAGCAACUCAAGGUGCUAAUUCAUGGAUGGAUGGCAAAUCGUGACCAUAUUGCAACAGUGCCCAUCAGAACUGCUUACUUGCUACGGAACGAGCAUAAUAACUUGUUGGUCGGGGACUGGACCAAUGCCUCGGCUUUGCUGUACCCUGUAGCACGGGAAUUAGUACAGCCUGUUGGAUAUCGUAUCGCCAGCAUUUUAUCCAGAUUAAUGCACCUUCUGGGCAUCGAUUAUAGCCAGGUUCACAUUAUUGGGCACAGUCUGGGAGCACAUGUGGCUGGAAAUGUCGGGAAUUAUUUCAGUGGGCGACUGGCGCGAAUCACGGCACUCGAUCCGGCAGGGCCACUGUUCUCGCACAAUUCACGAGAUGCUGUUGGUCCGAGGGCGGCGAAGUUUGUAGAUGUAAUUCAUACGGAUGGGUUGGUUCUGGGUGAACUAGUUCCCAGAGGACAUGUUGAUUUCUAUCCAAAUCAUGGAGUGCCUCCGCAGCCUGGAUGCGAAACUCUGGAUGUGUUAACACUGCAUGCCUGUAGUCACUACCGCUCUACGGGAUAUUUUGCCGAAUCAAUACUACUACCAAAUAGCUUCAUAGCUAUCAGGUGUGAACAACGGGAAUCUGUGAAUCAAUACAAAGGUUGCCAACCCGUUAAGAAAGAGAAGUUCUCUCGUACAGAUUAUUCUAUAACGAUGGGUGAAGUUGCUGAUCGUGGGUGA